Messenger RNA from Protopolystoma xenopodis, 477 nucleotides. NCBI's taxonomy places the organism in Eukaryota, Metazoa, Platyhelminthes, Monogenea, Polystomatidea, Polystomatidae. The record is from the annotation of a GenBank genome assembly.
CGACGCUGCCGCUUGCCACUUUUAGACGCGCUAGAGCCGACGCCACCGGCACAGACCCUUGCUACCACCGUCGUCACUGUCGCCGUAGCCGUCAUCAUCGAAGCCAUUGGCCCUGCGGAAAUAGUUGACGAUGGCGCGACGGAAUUCACAGCACCGGAGACGCCAAUUCGAGGACCACAUGUGCCUCCAGAGCCCGAGAAGAGGCUCGACGCAAAUUCGGCAGCAGGACAGACAGAUUUGCAGUCGCCUCUGCCGACCGAACUCUCCUUUCCGUCCGUACUUUGCUCCGUUUCCGAGUUCGGCUCCAUCCUUUCUUUUGUCUGCGACCUGACGACCUCCGGAAGGGGACGCGGCCGAGGGCGCGAAGCAGUUGACUCGGCUGGUCGCCUCCAGCCCGACGGGCUCUCUGUUCAUGCAGAAUCUGCCGGGCAGGUUGAUCGGGACAAUGUAGGCGGCCGUCGGGUCCGGACACUUUGA